Molecule: messenger RNA, 10110 nt
Organism: Kogia breviceps (pygmy sperm whale)
Lineage: Eukaryota; Metazoa; Chordata; Mammalia; Artiodactyla; Physeteridae
Source: RefSeq, a predicted model, not a curated record
CGGCGAGGAAGCCGGAAGCCGCAGCCGCCGCCGUCCCUUCCCCGUCUCCGCCCGCCGGGUGCCGUCGGAGGUUGACAGGUCGUGGCGGGGAGGCGGCGGCGGCGGCAGAGCCGGGCGCCCGAGACAGAGACCUCAUGGGGAACGCUCCGAGUCACAGCAGUGAAGACGAGGCGGCAGCCGCCGGGAGCGAGGGCUGGGGUCCUCACCAGGAGUGGGCCAAGGACUCGGGCACGACCCCGGGCCCAGGCCCCGCGGCCCCGGCGCUACCUCCUGCCGCGGCGCUACUGGAGCCGGCCCGACUGCGAGAGGCGGCGGCUGCGCUGCGGCCCGCGCCGCCCUGCGAGUCUCUGGUGUCCAGGCACCACGGCGCGCUGUUGCGCUGGCUGGAAGAGCGGCUGGGCCGCGGCGAAGAGUCCGUCACCCUGGAGCAGUUCGGGGAGCUGCUGGAGGCUCGUGGCGCCGGCUUCUCGGGCGAGCGGUUCGAGGAGGCCUUUGCACAGUUUGAUGCUGAGGGUGAUGGUACCGUUGAUGCUGAGAACAUGUUGGAGGCUCUCAAGAAUUCCAGUGGAGCUAAUCUUCAAGGGGAGCUGAGCCAUAUCAUCAGACAGCUGCAGGCCUGUUCUCUUGUUCCAGGUUUCAUAGACAUAUUUUCAGAGUCCAAGGAGGGCCUGGAUGUUCACUCGUCAAUGAUUCUGCGCUUCCUGCAUCGAAACCGGCUCUCUAGCACCGUCAUCCCCUACCCUAUGUUGGACCACUGCAAUAACAUGAGCACCAUGAGGGCUUCUGUUCUGAAGGACUCUCUGGAUCAACUGGUACAAAAAGAAAAGGAGAGCCCUGGAGAUCUAACUAGAAGUCCAGAGACGGACAAACUCAAGUCAGUAGCAAAGUGCUAUGCUUAUAUAGAAACAUCCUCCAACCCUGCAGACAUUGACAAGAUGACAAAUGGAGAAACGUCAUCAUACUGGCAGUCAGAUGGCAGUGCCCGCUCACACUGGAUUCGUUUAAAAAUGAAGCCAGAUGUUGUGCUUAGGCACCUGUCCAUCGCAGUGGCUGCCACUGACCAGAGCUACAUGCCACAGCAGGUGACUGUAGCUGUGGGGAGGAGUGCCAGCGAUCUUCAGGAAGUCCGCGACGUGCACAUUCCCAGCAAUGUCACUGGCUAUGUGACACUGCUGGAAAAUGCCAACAUCAGUCAGCUCUAUGUCCAGAUUAACAUAAAGCGUUGUCUUAGUGAUGGAUGUGACACUAGAAUUCAUGGUCUGAGGGCUGUUGGCUUUCAGAGAGUCAAGAAGUCUGGGGUCUCAGUCUCAGAUGCUUCUGCAAUAUGGUAUUGGUCUCUGCUGACAUCUCUGGUGACGGCUUCCAUGGAGACAAAUCCCGCCUUUGUCCAAACAGUGCUACGCAACACUCAGAAGGCGCUGCAGCACAUGCCUCCACUUUCCCUCUCACCAGGAUCUACAGAUUUCUCAACUUUCCUGUCUCCCAACGUUCUGGAAGAAGUGGACAGCUUCCUCAUAAGGAUAACUAGCUGCUGUUCUACUCCAGAGGUGGAGCUGACUCUUCUGGCUUUUGCACUAGCAAGAGGGAGUGUUGCCAAAGUGCUGAGCUCCCUGUGUACUGUCACUGACCACCUGGACACACACUAUGACGCCUCAUCCCUCAUCUCAUCCAUGGCAUCAGUCAGGCAGAACCUGCUCCUUAAAUAUGGUAAACCUCUGCAGUUGACUCUUCAGGCCUGUGAUGUCAAGGGAAAAGAAGAGAAGUCAGGACCUGAAAACCUCCUUGUUGAACCGUGGACGAGGGACGGUUUUCUUACAGAGACUGGAAAAACCAGAGCAAGUACUAUUUUUUCUACAGGAACUGAAUCUGCCUUCCAAGUUACUCAGAUCAGAAUUAUGGUUCGACGUGGUGGCAUUGGUGCCCAGUGUGGGUUGGUGUUUGCCUAUAAUUCAUCUUCUGAUAAGUUUCAUGCAGAAGAACACUUCAAAAGGUUUGAAAAAUAUGACAAAUGGAAGCUUCAGGAAUUCAGGCAAUUUGUAAAAAGCAGGAUUGGUUGCCCGUCUGAUACCCUUGGCGAGGAUGAUCCUGUUGGCUGGUUUGAGCUGGAGGAAGAGUGGGAUGAAGCAGAUGUCAAGUUGCAGCAGUGCCGGGUCGCCAAGUAUUUGAUGGUGAAGUUCCUCUGCACCCGCCAGGAGUCUGCAGAGCGCCUGGGAGUACAAGGCUUGAGCGUCAGUGGGUACCUCCGGCCUGCGAGGGCGGAAGCAGAGCAGAGCAUCGUCCGUGCUCACUGCAGAAAGGGCGUGGAGGAGAGCGUCUGUGGGGCCACACUGCUCCUCAGGACCCUUCAGUUCAUCCAGCAGCUCGCCCAUGACCUGGUACAGCAGAAGGAAAGUGGCUUAAAAUACAGAUCUUUUCUGGACUUCGUGGGUCUUGAUUUGCAGAUCUUCUGGGAUUUCUACAGUAAAUUAAAGCAAAACCCAAGGGAAGAAUGCAUCUGUGCCCAAACCCUGCUUCUGCAGCUCCUCCAGAGCUGUUUCUCCGUGCUGCAAGGAGACGCAUCGGCCACCUCUGAGGACGCCAAGGCUCCAAGCAUGAGCCGUAGGCGGGUAGAGGCCGCCAAGGAGCUCUACACACACCUAUGUGAUGUGGUGGAUAGGGUGGAUGGAGACUCUGCACCCAUGGAAAUAUUGAAACAAGAAGUCAGGAAUACUCUUCUUAAUGGGGCUGCCGUCUUCUUUCCUGAUCGACAGACCCGGCGGGACCAUCUCUUCACCAUGAUGAAGAAUGUCACCGAGCAGGAACACAAGCAGUCCCUGCAGCUCACGUUCCGCUCACUCUGCACGUAUUUUAGUGAUAAGGAUCCAGGCGGCCUUCUGCUGUUGCCUGAGAAAGGCGACGUGGCCGACACGGACGUCGGCGAGGUGCUGGCGGUCACGAGCACUCUGCUCUCGGUUGCCGCUCGAGAGUGUGAGCUGUUGAUGGUCGAUGGGGCCCAAGGGGAGGUGGGCUCUGUGCUCUUCUCCCUGUUCUGGUCUGUCCAAGGCAGCCUGCUGUCCUGGUGCUACCUGCAGCUGAAGAGCACGGACUCUGGAGCCAAAGAUCUUGCCGCUGACCUUAUUGAAAAAUAUGUGGGACAGUUUCUGGCACGCAUGAGAGUGAUUUUGGAAUCCCUUUUGUCACAGUAUAGCGGAAAAACUGUAGUAGAAAAAUUAUGUAAUUCGGUGUUUUCAAUGGCAGCUCGUCAACUGGUGAUCUUUCUGCUGGACUUCUGCACAUUAGAUAUUUCACACUGUACGCUCUUGAGAGAGUUCAGUGCCCUGACAGAGCUGUUGAAGGAGCUCUGCAGUGACCCUGAUGGAGGACUGAACAAGCUGGAUGUCGAGACUUGGCAACAGGAGCGCCCGGUGGUGUUGCAUACGUGGACCAGGGAGUCUGCUCACAACUACGAAAAUAACUGCCACGAGGCGUCUGUCUUUGUUAGCCCGGGGGCGACCUAUUUUGAGGUGGAAUUUGAUGAGAGAUGUGAAACGGAAAAAAGGUAUGAUUAUCUGGAAUUUACCGACGCUAGAGGUGGGAAAACACGCUAUGACACAAAAGUCGGCACUGAUAAAUGGCCCAAGAAAGUGACCUUUAAGGCUGGUCCCCGGCUGCAGUUUCUCUUUCACUCUGACAGCAGCAACAACGAGUGGGGCUACAAAUUCACCGUCACCGCCUAUGGCCUGCCUGAUGUUGCCGUGUCUUGGGGCUUGGAUUUACAGCUCCUUGUUUCCCGGCUGAUGGGACGCCUCGCUUCCCAGUGCAUGUCACUCAAAUCCCUGCAUCAGUUAGGAAGUAACAUGGCAAUACCUCAGGCAAAAAUGGCAUUAGUCCUAAACUCCCCCUUGUGGAAACCUGUCUUCAGGCACCAAAUAUGUCCAGAGUUGGGAUUAGAAGCAAGCUGGCCCACUCACCCACCCCAGGAUAAUAAGGAGGUUAAGAACAUCCCUGAUGAUCCCUGCCACCAAUUUCUUCUUGACUUUGCACAGUCAGAUCCUGCCCAGAACUUCUGUGGGCCAUAUUCAGAACUUUUCAAAGGAUUCAUACAGGCAUGUAGAAAACAGGCCCCAAAGACAGAUAUAGUUGCUGGUUCCACUAUUGAUCAAGCUGUGAACGCCACCUUUGCUGCUCUGGUGUAUCGCACUCCAGACUUAUAUGAGAAGCUGCAAAAAUAUGUAAACAGUGGGGGCAAGACAGCCCUGAGUGAGGAGUUCGCACAGGUGUAUUGCUUGGCAGAUGGCAUUCGAAUAUGGAUGUUAGAGAUGAAGCAGAAGUCCCUGAUGAGCCUGGGGAGUGAGGCAGAAGAGCGACGCGGCUCAGAAGCAGCUGAGGUGAACCCCGAGAGCCUGGCGAAAGAGUGUAUUCAGAAGAGUCUUCUAUUACUGAAAUUUUUGCCCAUGGGUGUAAGUUCAAAAGAAGGCUGUGACAAGUUGGUGGCUGUAGAUGACACAGAUCAUCUGCGGCCACUGGACAAGCGCCAGAGGGCAAGCUCUGUGGUGGAAGAGCAUUUCCAAGCCUCCGCGUCUCCCACCAAAGCAGCGCCCCCUGCUGUGGAAGACAGGAGUCCUGGCUUGGAUGGCCAGCCCACGCCGCCGCCCAGCGGUGGCGCUCCUGCCACGGAAGUGUCCUCUGCCACCGCCGAAGAGCCCUCGUCCCCUUCCACUCCCACCAGGCGGCCUCCCUUCACCCGGGGGCGGCUCCGGCUGCUCUCCUUCCGCUCAGUGGAGGAGGCCAGACCGUUGCCCACAGUGAAAGAGAAGUACCCGGUGCUGAAGGAUGCCAUGGACUUCAUUAAAGAUCAGUCACUCUCCCACGAGAGUGUUGUAAAGGUUCUUUCCUUGAGGAAGGCCCAAGCCCGGAGCAUCCUCGAGGUCCUGAGGAUCAUUCAGUGUUGUACAGAGCCCCUUGGGCAGCCUCACUGCUUCCACCCGCCUUUCAUACUUUUCCUCUUGGAACUUCUGACCUGCCAGAAAGAGUUUACCAAUUAUUUUGGACACCUGGAGGGCUGUGGUGCAGAUCUACACAAAGAAAUUCGAGAUACUUACUAUCAGUUUGUUCUGUUUUUGGUCAAAGCAGUUAAAGGAUUUAGUAAUAGUAACAUAAACGACAGGUCCUUGCUGCCUGCCUUGUCCUGUGUCCAGACGGCUCUGCUUCAUCUCUUGGAUAUGGGCUGGGAGCCCAGUGAUCUCACCUUCUUUGUUGACAUUCAGUUACCAGAUCUCCUCAUGAAAAUGUCACAAGAAAAUAUAAGUGUCCAUGACAGUGUGAUCAGCCAAUGGAGUGAAGAAGAUGAGCUUGCUGAUGCCAAGCAGAAUUCAGAAUGGAUGGAUGAGUGUCAGGAUGGCAUGUUUGAGGCCUGGUAUGAAAAAAUAGCCCAGGAAGAUCCAGAGAAGCAGAGGAAAAUGCACAUGUUUAUUGCUCGCUACUGUGACCUGUUAAACGUGGACAUCUCUUGUGAUGGGUGUGAUGAGAUUGCCCCCUGGCAUCGCUACCGGUGCCUGCAGUGCAGCGACAUGGAUCUCUGCAAGACUUGCUUCCUCGGUGGGGUGAAGCCUGAGGGCCACGGAGAUGACCACGAAAUGGUCAACAUGGAGUUCACGUGUGACCACUGCCAGGGUUUGAUCAUAGGCCGGAGGAUGAAUUGCAAUGUGUGCGAUGACUUUGACCUUUGCUAUGGAUGCUAUGCGGCCAAGAAAUAUUCCUAUGGCCACUUGCCUACCCACAGUAUCACUGCCCAUCCGAUGGUGACCAUCCGGAUCAGUGACCGGCAGAGGCUCAUCCAGCCCUACAUCCACAACUACUCCUGGCUGCUCUUUGCUGCCCUGGCUCUUUAUAGCACCCACCUGGCCAGCGCUGAGGACGUGGAUGGCGAAAAGCUGGAUCCCCAGGCCCGCAGCAGUGCCGCCACCCUGCGGAGCCAGUGCAUGCAGCUCGUCGGGGACUGUCUGAUGAAGGCUCACCAGGGAAAAGGUCUGAAAGCUCUAGCUCUUCUUGGCAUAUUGCCAGACAGUGACUCUAUUUCAGAAAAGCAGGCCCCACCAGUCACUGUGCCCACCCAAACAUCAGAGGAGCAGCCAGAGAAAAAAGCCAUCCAGGCUGCUGUGGAGCCAGCCGAUGCAGGCCCAUUUGUGCACCGCAGUGGGCGGAGGGGUGUCCCUGAGGAGGUCAGGCCUUUAGACUGCCGGCAGAGGAGCACGGCAGGGGGCGGUGCUUCCUUCCCGAGGGGGCCUUCCUGCCAGACGCAGGUCCCAGACUCACCUGCAGACGCCUGUGCACCUACGGAACUUCCGGAUGCUGAAAAUUCAGAAGCAUUAUCUCAGAAGCCCAUCGAGGAAAAGGCAGUUACUCCAAGCCCUGAGCAGGUGUUUGCCGAGUGUUCCCAGAAGAGGAUUUUGGGAUUAUUAGCAGCCAUGUUACCUCCCUUAAACUCGGAUCCCACAGUCCCCCUGAUAGACCUGGAGCACGUGCUCCCACUCAUGUUCCAGGUCGUCAUCUCAAACGCAGGCCACCUGAAUGAAACGUAUCACCUCACCCUGGGUCUCCUCGGCCAGUUAAUCAUCCGCCUUUCACCAGUGGAGGUCGAUGCCGCAGUGACCAAGGUCCUGUCAGCCAAACACAACCUGUUUGCAGCAGGGGACAGUUCCAUUGUGCCAGAUGGCUGGAAGACCACCCACCUGCUCUUUAGCCUGGGAGCUGUGUGUCUGGACAGCCGCGUGGGCUUGGACUGGGCCUGCUCCAUGGCGGAGAUCCUGCGGUCACUGAACAGCGCCCCCCUGUGGCGUGACGUCAUUGCCACCUUCACAGACCACUGCAUCAAGCAGCUGCCUUUCCAGCUGAAGCACACCAACAUCUUCACGCUGCUGGUGCUGGUCGGCUUCCCCCAGGUCCUCUGCGCGGGGACCCGCUGUGUUUAUAUGGAUAACGCCAAUGAACCGCAUAAUGUGAUCAUCUUGAAGCACUUUACUGAGAAGAACAGGGCUGUGAUCGUCAAUGUCAAAACCCGGAAGAGGAAAACAGUGAAGGACUACCAGCUGGUCCAGAAAGGGGGAGGACCGGAAAGCAGCAACUCUCAGGCCCAGCUGAGCCAGUACUCCCAGCACUUUGCCUUUAUUGCCAGUCACCUUCUGCAAACCAGCAUGGACAGCCACUGUCCCGAGGCAGUGGAAGCAACUUGGGUCCUGUCCCUGGCCCUCAAAGGAUUAUACAAAACACUAAAGGCUCAUGGUUUUGAAGAGACCCAUGCUACCUUCCUUCAGACUGAUUUGCUGAAGCUGCUGGUGAAAAAGUGCAGCAAAGGGACCGGCUUCAGUAAAACGUGGCUCCUCCGGGACCUGGAAAUUUUGUCCAUCAUGCUGUACUCUUCAAAAAAGGAGAUCAGCACUUUGGCUGAGCACGGAGAGCUGGAGCUGGAUGAGCGAGGGGACCCGGAGGAGGAGGUGGAACGGUCAGUCAGCAGCCCGGGAGAGCCAGAGCAGAAGAAGCUAGACCCUCUCGAAAGCCUGGAUGAGCCCACCAGAAUAUGUUUCUUGAUGGCUCACGACGCCCUCAAUGCCCCUCUGCACAUUCUCCGGGCCAUAUACGAACUGCAGAUGAAGAGGACUGACUCCUUCUUCCUGGAGGUUCAGAAGAGGUUUGACGGGGAUGAGCUCACCACCGAUGAAAGGAUACGGACCCUGGCUCAGAGGUGGCAGCCCAGCAGGAGUCUGAGACUGGACGAGCAGAGCGCCAAAGCUGUGGAUACAGACAUGAUUAUCUUACCAUGCUUGUCCCGGCCCGCACGCUGUGACCAGGCCACCACGGAGUCGAACCCCGUGACCCAGAAGCUGAUCUCCAGCACGGAGAGUGAACUGCAGCAGAGCUACGCCAAGCAGCGGCGCAGCAAGAGCGCCGCCCUCCUGCACAAAGAGCUCAACUGCAAGAGCAAGAGGGCCGUGCGGGACUACCUCUUCCGCGUGAACGAGGCCACAGCAGUCCUGUACGCCCGCCACGUGCUCGCAUCCUUGCUUGCUGAGUGGCCGGGGCACGUGCCGGUGAGCGAGGACAUCCUGGAGCUGAGCGGCCCUGCCCACAUGACCUACAUUCUGGAUAUGUUCAUGCAGCUGGAAGAAAAGCACCAGUGGGAGACGAUACUGCAGAAGGUGCUCCAGGGCUGCCGGGAGAGCAUGCUAGGCGCCAUGGCCCUGGCGGCCUGCCAGUUCAUGGAGGAGCCAGGAAUGGAGGUGCAAGUGAGGGAGUCGAAACACCCGUAUAACAACAACACCAACUUUGAGGAUAAAGUUCAUAUUCCUGGUGCAAUCUACCUCUCAAUCAAAUUCGAUCCUCAGUGCAAUACAGAGGAAGGCUGUGACGAGCUAGCCAUGUCCAGCAGCAGUGACUUUCAGCAGGAUCGCCACAACUUCAGUGGGUCUCAGCAGAAAUGGAAAGAUUUUGAGCUUCCAGGAGAUACUCUGUAUUACCGCUUCACCUCUGACAUGAGCAACACCGAGUGGGGCUACAAAUUCACUGUGACAGCUGGGCACCUGGGGCGAUUCCAGACAGGAUUCGAGAUUUUGAAGCAGAUGCUGUCAGAGGAAAGAGUUGUGCCGCACCUCCCGUUGGCCAAAAUUUGGGAAUGGCUGGUGGGCGUGGCCUGUCGCCAGACUGGUCAUCAGCGGCUGAAAGCCAUCCACCUACUCCUGAGGAUCGUGCGAUGCUGCGCCCACAGCGACCUCUGUGACCUCAUGCUGUUGAAGCCCCUGUGGCAGCUCUUCACCCAAAUGGAGUACAGCCUGUUUGAGGACGUGACACAGCCUGGCAUCCUGCUGCCCCUGCAUCGCGCCCUCACCGAGCUCUUCUUUGUCACUGAGAACCGCGCCCAGGAGCUCGGCCUGCUGCAGGAUUACCUGCUGGCCUUAACCACCGACGACCACCUUCUGCGCUGCGCGGCGCAGGUACGCCCUCCCCGGGCGGCCGGACCUCCCCUGGCACCCGUGCAGACUCCACCCCGGCUUUACACGGGCUCUGUUCCGAGUCAGCCACUUCCUGCUGGUGUCACAGAGAGCAGCGGAGCCCCACUUAUCAGUGUCGUUCGUAUUAAGCUGUGGGGCUCUGCAGAAUAUUGCUGCUAUCAGCCUGGCCAUCAACUACCCAAACAAGGCCACCCGCCUCUGGAAUGUUGAGUGUUAGCCCUUGGUAUGGUGUGCAUGGAACUAGCUAAUCUGUCCACAAGGAUCUUAGAGCAGAUGCCUAAACUCAUUCGGGAAGAUUCGUGUGGUGUCGGUGCCUGGCGCUCCUUGAGCUCCCCCUUCCGCCCCAACUAGAAUGCCAAGCUGCCGCGUCUCCGAGAACUUGCUGUGUCACAGGCCAGGCACCUGCAUGUACAAUAGCAUGUGGGAAUAGGCAGACCAGCGCGAAAUUAUCAGAAAGGGCAGGCAGCAGGCCCUCGAGAAGGUUGUUCAGAGGCCAGCCUCCUCCAGGGUCUGUCCCUGCAGAAGCCGCAGCCCCAAGAAGACCUGGCUGCAGCCGCUCUGCAAAGGGCUCUGUCUCCGUUGAGCUGGAACUGCCUGCACUUGACCUUCAGGGGAAGACAGGGUCUGCCCUGGGCCACCUUUCUCAGCAGGACCUCCAGCAGCAGCCUGGGAGCUCUUCUUUUGCUUUUGCUUCUUGAGACUGGGUCAUCCAAACCAAAACCAGUGAGAGCGGCUCGGGGCUGCCACCUGGUCCCCACCAUUCAGUAUGGAACCCACUGCCACACUGGCCCCCUGCACGGCCUCGGCCAUCCCGGAGAAAUCCUUGGUGAGAACAAGUGCCCUUGGGAACAGCCAGCAGGCCGCCGUGCACGUCCGCCCGUGCACUGCUCCCAGCACAGCUGCAUUGUUUUAGUUGUUGUUUUAACAUAUUUCAGUUCCCACCUCAUGUUCUUAGAAAGAACCACACCAACUCCCUUGAGAGAGGCUCGGGGGCAUGACCAGUGCAUCGGUCAUUCAUGGGGACAAACUGGUUUGUGUGAAAGUAGCAGAACUUGAAGAAUACUCUAGCUUCUGUACCUAAAGACUUGAAGUGUAAUCAGAGGAUAUCUUACCUUAGAAGUAAAAA